UUCUACUAUAUAUGGUGUUUUACCACUUAUAUACGUGUUAGAAUUCGAAAUCUUCUAACUCAUUGAGGACCAAAAUUUCUAUUGCAGAAAAUUCAAACCUUUAUAACUUUCGAAAAUAAUGAAAUUUGGAUAAACUUUUAAAGCAAAAUUUAGUCCAUAUUUUUGUAUUUCUUAUUUUUGUAAAAGGGUUAAACUUUCUUUGUUUAAAUAUCACAAGAGACAUAUAAACAAUUUAUUUACAUUUUUACAUGAUUAAAUUGAAAAAGAAACAUUUCUAUAUAAUUACUAGAUAUAUUAGAAGAUAUCGAUUUAUGAUGUAAAUGAUAAAACACUUUAUAUAUAUAUAUAUACACACACACAUAUGAUAGAUAAUUAUUCUCUGAUGCAAAUAUCCUAAUAUUAAUUAUAAAUAUAACAUAUAUAUAUAUAUAUAUAAUAUUAUAUUAUGUAAAUUGUAAAAUGUUAUCGUUAUAUCUGUGCUUUGUAUAAUACAAAUGAAUAAUAUUUAAUUUACAAAAUCAAACAUAUAAAAUUUCAUCUAAAUACCGAUAAUCGAUUGGUCAAAAUUCAAAAGUGUUGAACUGAUUGGUUCUAUGAAAUAUCGAAUUAUCAUAUGCGAUUUAUCGAAAAUCGCAUAUGAAAAAUACUUCAUACUUAUGAUUCGAAUUUUUAUUUUUCUAAUUCUACAAUGUAUUUAUAAUUAUAUUAAAUAUUAUAAAGGAUAAAUUAUUUCUUAAGAAAUAAGAAAUAAGAAAUACGUAACGCAAGUAUAUCAAAACCUAAUUAAAUUAGACAAGGUUCAUUUUUAUCCGAUAAAACAUUAAGAUCAGUUGCAUUAAAAGUAUUAAAUGCGUUAUUGCUUUGUAUAUUAUAUCGUAUUGACAAAUGAAUAGCUAUAUUUGUAAUAAAUGUUAUUCUACGAAAAGCAAAAGAAAGAAAGCAUUUAGAAUAACUCAAUGUGGGCAUAUAUUUUGUGGCAAUUGCCUAGACGAAGGUAUGAGACCUUGCCCAAGAUGUAAUAAUGGAGAAAUUGCAUCGUUGCAAUUGGAAGAACCGUUAUUACCUAAAAUAGCAUCUUUGUUCAUUCCUCUAAAUGAAGCUAUACAACCAUUACCUGAAAUAGCAAAUUUCCAAAGUGCACAAACCAAAAUUAUUCUAAGACGUUUUUAUCAAAUUGAUAGAAAAUAUAACUUAUUGAAGGAAGAAUAUCAUAAGCUUGCACAAAAUAUGCAAAUAAUAACUGAAAAGUAUCGUAAACUUCGAGAAAAUAUGGAAGCAAUUAAUAUGAAAUUUGCAUAUCCUAGCAAUGUAAUUUCUAAUAAUCCGUCUACCUUUAAUCGUAGAGACAUGCUUAUUGAUGCAAGAAAAAUGCACAUUGAUAGUUUUACACCAAAUUUGAGAUCAUGCAACAAGAGUGUAAGAUUCACUCCAUCAACGAAUCAAAGCAUAUACGAGAGACUUCGUAAAGCUACAAUUUCGUCAAAUGGACCAACAAUUCGUUAUUACAAUACGUGCUCAAUCAAUAAUCGCAAGUGAUCAAUGAAUGAAAAAAAAAAUGGAUUAUAUUUUAGUAGUAAAUGUAUCAAAUAUAAGUUAAGCUUUUUCUAAUUAUAAAUAAAUAAAUAGUUUCAGAGUUAUA
Vespa crabro (European hornet) is the source of this 1639-nucleotide messenger RNA. Its product is annotated as RING finger protein nenya-like. Gene Ontology annotation, molecular function: SUMO transferase activity. The transcript has 4 exons. Gene Ontology annotation, cellular component: synaptonemal complex. Gene Ontology annotation, biological process: homologous chromosome pairing at meiosis; reciprocal meiotic recombination; protein sumoylation. The record is from RefSeq and is a predicted model, not a curated record. Bases 886 to 1536 code for a protein of 216 amino acids. NCBI's taxonomy places the organism in Eukaryota, Metazoa, Arthropoda, Insecta, Hymenoptera, Vespidae.